AUGUCUACUAAAGAGAAUAGGCCAAGUGUUAAUACUCCAAUAAUGACUUCUCCACGCAAAACCUUUCAAAAUUAUUACACUACUUCUUAUAAUGAUAGCGUUGAGCUUAAACAAAAACUAGAAUCCCAAUCCAAAGCCUUGAAAAAAAGGAAAAAGCUCUAUGAUUCUUACAAGUCACGAAAUACUCAAAUAUGAUACGUUUAUAAUAAGCUUAGAGAAGAGCUUGUCAAACUCUACCCUGAAAGACUUACUAAACUAAAAGAAUUUGAGCAAAAAACUCAGUCUGAAAGCGAAAGUGGAGAAUUUGAUCCUGAAUUUAUUCCAGUAGAAAAAGCUUUUUGUAAGAUUUAUUCAGGUAAAGAAAUACAAGAACUCAAAGAUGAAGCCAAAAUUCUCAGAGAGUAUAUUGGCCAAUUAUUGAUUCUACUAACUGAACAAGACGAUGAAGAGUUCGCAAAUGAUGGAGAUGAAUUAAGUGAUAUUGAUGAAAGAAUUUCAAUAAACCCUCCAACUCCUAAUUUAAAGUCAAAUAACGAUAUAUUUUUUCAGCAUGAGCUCGCUUCAGAAAAGAAAAAUUCAUGUCCUUUUGAAGUUGCGAUUGAUAAACCUUCUGAGCUUACGUCAUCACCUAUUGAAAUAUCCUUCAAAGAAAUACCAAUUAACCCAAUUAUCGAAGAAUCCAAAAACUGGGAGCCUCUACCAUAUUCAGACGAUUAUAGAGCUUCUAACGCCUAUACAUCAGGUGGCUUCGCUUUACUUGACCAACAAACAGUCACAAAACUCCGAAGUGUUGGCAAAGAAAUCAUCAGAGAAAUGGGCAAAAAAAUUUUAUCAGGCAACCUAAACCUCACACAAAUUUCAUUCCCAAUCCGCUGCAUGCAAGGAAAUACAGCUCUUCACAACACCUUAAAAACGGCAUUAAUGAAUCCUUUAUAUCUCACAAAGGCUGCAUAUAUAAAUGACCCAGUAGAAAGGAUGAAACUGGUGAUAGUUUCUUCAAUCUCCUCAUUUAUCCAUACUUCUACCUUCGAAAAGCCUCUCAAUCCUGUAUUAGGGGAAACACUUCAUGGAUAUUUAGAAGAUGGGAGCGAACUAUAUGCAGAACAAUCAAGCCAUCAUCCACCAGUUUCUCAUUUUCUAAUAAAAGGACCAAGCGAUUCUUAUCAAGUCUCAGGGUAUUUCAACUUUAUUGCUAAAGCUAGGAUAAAUUCAGUGACUGUAAAUUUUAUAUAGAUUACAAACGUGGGGAGAAAAGUGUUCUCGUUUCCUGAUGGACAAAGUAUUAGCCAGAAUUGUCCUGAAGAAGUGUUUUCUGGGACGUUUUUUGGGACUAUGAGGCAUGAAAGCUUGGGAGUUGUUGAGUUCAAUGAUGAAGGAAAUGGGUAUAAGUGCAAGUUGCAGUUCGGGGGGAAUAAAAAUAUGCCAUCUGAUUAUAUUUUUGGGUCUAUUAUUGAUAGUAAUGGAAACUCAAUAAGUACUAUUAAGGGAACUUAUUGUGGGUAUAUAGAUUUUGACGGGCGAAGAUACUGAGAUGCAAGACACAUUAGACCUUAUGAAGUAAAGUUUUCUCAAAUCCUGCCUUCAGAUUCAGAAGUGAGAGAAGACAUCAUUUUGCUUAGACAAGGAAAUAUUGACGCAGCUCAACAAGCAAAAGAAAAUAUUGAAAAUGUGCAGCGGCAUGAUAGAAAAUUAAGGGAGGUCCAUCAUAAGCAUUAA
Molecule: messenger RNA, 1716 nt
Organism: Blepharisma stoltei
Lineage: Eukaryota; Ciliophora; Heterotrichea; Heterotrichida; Blepharismidae
Source: the annotation of a GenBank genome assembly